This is a messenger RNA of Galendromus occidentalis (western predatory mite), 624 nucleotides long. Its product is annotated as zinc finger BED domain-containing protein 5-like. The transcript has a single exon. The record is from RefSeq and is a predicted model, not a curated record. The coding region runs from base 1 to 624 and encodes 207 amino acids. Lineage: Eukaryota; Metazoa; Arthropoda; Arachnida; Mesostigmata; Phytoseiidae.
AUGGCGAAGAAUCUUUCUUCCAGCCAAACGACACUACCAUACGCGGUCGACAAGUUUCACGAAGUCUCCCUGCGGCUUUCUUAUCGAAUCGGUCGGGCUGCAGAAGCUCACACCAUAGGAGAGAAAUUGGUGAAGCCCUGCCUAAUCGAAGCAGCCCGGAAUCUCUUCAAUCAAAGACAAGUGGACAAUUUUCAGAUCAUUCCUCUCUCCGAUAACACGGUCAAUCGCCGGAUCAGGGACAUAAGCUCAUGGCUGGAGGAAAAAGUCUGCAGUGAAAUCAAACUCAGUCCCUCCUGGGCUCUGCAGCUGGACGAAUCGACAGAUGUCAGCGGUUCGGCUAUUCUGUUGGUGCUCGUGCGCUACGUUUCCGAGUCCAGGGUCCACGAAGAGCUUUUAAUCUGCAAGCCCUUGCUGAGCAAUGCGACUGGGGAGGCGAUCUUCGAGCUGGUUGAGCACUUUGCGAGCACGUAUCCCUGCGAGCGGGGAUUUUCGGUCUACAUUGCGACGAAGAACAAGUACCGGAACCGCUUAGAUGCCGAACCAGACAUGAGGCUACAGUUGUCGGGAAACACUCCAAACUUCGCUGAGAUUUUGUCCGGAUGCCAGAUUCAUCCGUCGCAUUGA